GCGUGACGUCACCGCGCAGAAGUAAACAGACCGCCGGGCUUCAUCCGUAAACACGCUCGCGAAAUGUUUACGAUGGCGCGUUAAAUAUCACGCGGCUGUCGUUCGUGGAGGCCAGCGGCGGAGCUCUCGAUCGUGCUGUAAAUGCCACCGAUUAUCGAUUACCGAUUGACUGAUUGAUGUCAGGUCGGGAUGGCCGCGGGUUUCGCUCCCCCGAAGCUCAAAGACUUCAUUCUGACCGAGAAACUGGGAAGCGGCACUUACGCGACCGUUUACAAAGCUUUCAGAAAGGCGGACGGCAGGGAGGCGGUGGCCGUGAAGGUGGUCAGUAAGAAAAGCCUCAAUAAAACCUCGAUGGAGAACCUGCUGACUGAGAUCGAGAUCCUCAAAACAGUCCGGCAUCCUCACAUAGUGCAGCUCAAAGACUUCCAGUGGGACAGCGAGAACAUCUAUCUGAUUCUGGAGUGGUGUUCAGGAGGAGAUUUGUCCCGAUUUAUCCGAAGUCGCCGGAUCCUUCCGGAGAGAGUCGCCCGUCGCUGCCUACAGCAGAUCGCAUGCGCUCUUCAGUUCCUCCAUGAGAAGAACAUCUCUCAUCUGGACCUCAAGCCACAGAACAUUCUGCUGAGUGGAAACGUGCUGAAGCUCGCAGACUUCGGUUUCGCGCAGUACAUGAGUCCGUGGGACGAGCAGCAGGCUCUGAGAGGUUCUCCGCUCUACAUGGCUCCUGAGAUGGUCUGCAGACGGCAUUACGACGCUCGGGUGGACCUGUGGUCCGUCGGGGUCAUUCUAUACGAAGCAUUAUUCGGACGAGCUCCCUUUGCCUCUCGCUCCUUUGCUGAACUAGAAGAGAAGAUCCGCAGCGAGAAACCCAUCGAGCUUCCGUCCGGAGCCAGAGUUUCUCGUGACUGCCGAGAUCUGCUGCUGCGUCUGCUGGAGCGAGACCCGGACGGACGCGUCACGUUCCAUGAGUUCUUCCUGCAUCCCUUCGUGGAUCUGGAGCACAUGCCCAGCGCCGAGAGCCUCGGGAAGGCUAAAGCGCUGGUGUUGCAGGCGGUGAGGAAGGACCAGGAUGGAGAGAGAUCGGCGGCGUUAUCUCUCUACUGUAGUGCACUCGAACACUUCGUUCCUGCCAUUCACUAUGAGACGGACACACAGAGGAAGGAAGCCCUGAGACAGAAGGUGAAUCAGUAUGUUUCUCGUGCCGAGGAGCUUAAAGCGCUGGUCAGAUCGGACAACAAGAUCAGUUUUGAGGAGGCAAAAUCAACCAGGAACAUAUUAAUAGAAAUGUCUAGAGAUCAACCACGCUUACUGGCGGCGCUGGAAGUGGCUUCCACUGCUGUUGCCCAGGAGGAGAGCGGCGCCGAGGACUAUGACACGCUCGAUCUGUACCAGCAGUGUCUGGGAGAGCUGCUGCUGGCGCUGGCGGCUGAAUCUCAGGGCCGGCGCAGGGAGCUGCUCCACAGCGAGAUUAAAAGUCUGAUGAGUCGAGCUGAAUACCUCAAAGAGCUGAUGAAGAUGCGGGAAACUCAGACGGACGACUCUCUGAAGAAAGACGCCGCUGCUGAGUCUGUGAGAUCCUCCUGCUGUUUACAGUGAGCUUGGGGUUCUCGCCAUGGCAACGGGAUGCUGCGCUCCUGGCAGACACACACACUCGCUCUCGCUGAACCGUCUGAUCUGGUUUGUGUUCGUCUUGGCCAGAUCUGAAAUCUCUCACCUUCACACCUGAAGGAGAAGAGUCCUGACUGUAAAAAUCACUGCUGAGGACACACACACACACACACACACACACACACACACACACAGGCUGACCGCAGCUCUACCGCAGAUCCAGCAGCAUGAGAGAGGUGUGGCUUUCUGUGUGUUUACUCUGGGCUCACACACACACACACACACACACACACACACACAAAGGGAGUUUUAGCGUUGUGUCAGACGAGCUGUGAUUGCUGAUGAUUGUGGGGUUAUUUAUUCACUGAACUGAAUGAAAGCAUCAUCUGUAUUUCUCUCUCUCUCUCUCUCCGAGUGAAUAUUUUCUUGCGUUAUGAAUUUCUGUUGGCCAUAAAUUGUCAUUUCCUCUCUGCAUUCCUCCGGUAAUAUAAUUCCUCCCCUGCAUUCCUCUUUCCUCUCUGGAAUAAAUCAGCCUGCAGAAACCAUCAUCAUAUUCACUCGAAACAUCAACAGCUCUUUACUUCACGGGAUCCCUUCAUCAAGCUCCUUUACUUUCAGCAAUUAUUACAAUCAAAAGUUAUAUCUGUGAAUAUUUAAUAGACUCGAGCUGACGGUUGUAUUUUUAUAAACGGACGUUAUCAAGCAGGAAACAUGCGUAUGCGUUUGUUUUACACUCAGUUCACUGAAAUGACUGAUGAGCGCUGAAACAUGGUGGUCUUCCUCAGGAUUUCGUCUGGUUUUUAAACAAAAAUGAAUGCAAACGAAGUGUGUUUUCUGAAAAAACGAUCAAAAUAAAAUGAGCGUUUGGUAAAACAAGAACAAACAUCUGCUGAUGGGUUCAGAAAAAUCAACUUCAUUCAGUUUCAUUUUCCACUGACAGAUACUCGUUCUUGUUUUAGUCGUAAACGUGAUUGUGUUCGAUUUCCCCGAAA
This is a messenger RNA of Puntigrus tetrazona (Sumatra barb), 2597 nucleotides long. It is a transcript of the gene ulk3, whose product is annotated as unc-51 like kinase 3. Gene Ontology annotation, cellular component: cytoplasm; autophagosome. Gene Ontology annotation, biological process: autophagy; protein autophosphorylation; autophagosome organization. Gene Ontology annotation, molecular function: ATP binding; protein serine/threonine kinase activity. The transcript has 16 exons. The record is from RefSeq and is a predicted model, not a curated record. NCBI's taxonomy places the organism in Eukaryota, Metazoa, Chordata, Actinopteri, Cypriniformes, Cyprinidae. The coding region runs from base 190 to 1593 and encodes 467 amino acids.